AUGGCUACAAAUCUCUCUCUUCUUUUAUCAAUUAUACUUCGCCUUCUCGUAAUACAGCCUAUUAAAGGACACUCUUUCAAGUCCUUCCAACAUCUUGAGGGAUCUCACAAGGGCCAAACGGUGAAAGGGCUGCAUGAGAUCAAACACUAUCUCAGUGCAUUCGGCUACUUAAAGUUAGACAACAACACUGGUUUAAGCAAUGAUCAUGCUAGUGUAAAAGACAAGGAUGAGUUCAAUGAACAUUUGGAACAUGCAAUAAAAUCUUUCCAGAAGAAUUUUCAUCUCAAUGUUACAGGGAUGCUCGACUCUAGCACCCUCGAUGUAAUGAUGACUCCACGGUGUGGAGUUUCUGAUAUUGACAACAUGAGUCCGAAUUAUGCAUUUUUCCCUGGAAAGCCAAAAUGGGGUAAGAAAUAUCUAACCUAUACCUUUAAUUCAAGUGUCACGAGUGAGGUAUUGGAUAAGUUAAGUUUUGCAAUGCAAACGGGUUCCGAAGAAUGGCACAAACAUACACAAUUUACAUUUGCAAGGGGACGACCAAGUUCCACAUCUGACAUUAGUAUAAGAAUAAUGCACAUGGAUGGACCUGGUAAAGUUACAGCGCGUGCUGGUCCACCAACUUUUGCAAUAAUGCUCUUUGAUGCUGAUGAGAACUGGAGCAUUAAUGAUAAACCAAAUGCUAAUCAACUUGACAUGGUAUCGGUGGCCACACACGAAAUUGGACACAUUCUUGGACUUCAACAUAGUACAGAUGUAAAUGCUGUUAUGUACCCUUUUCUGGGUUAUGGUAUGACAAAAAGAGAAUUGAGCCAUGAUGAUAUUGAUGGCAUGUUUGCUUUGUAUGGCAAACCUUAA
Molecule: messenger RNA, 855 nt
Organism: Quercus robur (English oak)
Lineage: Eukaryota; Viridiplantae; Streptophyta; Magnoliopsida; Fagales; Fagaceae
Product: metalloendoproteinase 5-MMP-like
Exons: 1
Coding region: 1-855 (284 amino acids)
Biological process (GO): collagen catabolic process; proteolysis; extracellular matrix organization
Cellular component (GO): extracellular matrix
Molecular function (GO): metalloendopeptidase activity; zinc ion binding
Source: RefSeq, a predicted model, not a curated record